UAAUUUUUUCUUUUGUACAAUAAACAUGGGACAUUAUCAUUUGUCCUAAGUAAAAAAGCACCUUUAUCAACGUGCUAUACAGGCAAAACAAUUAUUUGGUGGGAACUUAACAAUUUAUAAAAAGCAAAUCUUAUCAUCUCUUAACCUCACCAAGAAAAAAUCAAUGGAGACUACCACCAUUGCUUCUUCUUCUUCAUCAUCAUCACCAGUUGUGGUGUUAAUGGUUCCAUUCCUAGCUCAAAGCCAUCUCAACUACCUUCUUCAAUUUGCCCAUAUAAUCUCCUCAUACAAAAUCCCAACCCACUACAUUACCUCAACUCUUCACAACUCACAAAUCAAGUCUCGAGCCCCAAACCCACUUCACCAACUAACCCAAAUCCAAUUCCAUCCCUACCCACUUCAAUUUCCACCACCUACUUCUUCCAAAACAAAAUUUCCCAAUACCUUAAUUCCAUGCUUCGAAGCCUUAACCCAACUCCACAAACCAGUUUCUAAUCUUCUCCAUUCACUAUCUCAAUCCACAAAACGACUUGUCGUUAUUCACGAUGUUUUAAUGACUUCGGUAGUAAAAGAUGUCGUUAAUAUACCAAACGGAGAAGCAUAUUCUGUUAACUGUGGCUCUCUUUUUUCUUUUUUCACAUACAAGUGUGUUUCCUUAAUGGGACAAAACGACAUCGUUCUCCCAAUAAAGCAUAUACCGUCUUGGGUAUCUUGUUUCCCAACUGUGGUGAUUGAGUUUAUAAAUAAACAGUUACAAGAGUUGAAUUUUCAAGCUGGGGAUAUUUUCAACAGUUGUAGAAUUAUUGAAGGUAUUUUUUUACAACGUUUAGUGAAUGAAAUUGGUUUGGAUAAGAAGAUGUGGGCAAUUGGACCUUUACACAAAAUGACAACAAUUAGUAGUAAGGAGAUUAAGGAUCAAGACAAGUGGCUAUUUGAGUGGUUGGAGAAACAAGAACCAAAUAGUGUGUUGUAUGUUUCUUUUGGAACAUUAACUGAUUUUUCAGAAGAAGAGAUUAAUGAGAUUGCUGUUGGUUUAGAGCUAAGUGAUGUAAAGUUUAUAUGGGCAUUGAGGGAAGCUGAUAAAGUUGAUGAUGAUUCAGAGUCGGUACCAAGGAACAAUGGGGAGAUCAACACGCAAUCCUUACUUGCCUCACCUAAGAGUCGGCCCUGUAAUAAUUUAAGUACUCAUGAAGAAGAGAGUUGGAGAUCACUACUUCCGGGUGGGUUUGAGGAAAGGAUUAAGGGAAUGGGAAUUGUGGUGAGGGAAUGGGUACCCCAAGUAGAGAUUUUAAGGGACAAAUCAAUAGGUGGAUUUAUGAGUCAUUGUGGGUGGAAUUCUUGUAUGGAGAGCAUAAGUUUUGGAGUGCCUAUAGCAGCUUGGCCAAUGCAUUCAGAUCAACCUAUUAAUGCUUUGUUCUUAACUGAAGUGCUCAAAGUGGGAGUGGCAGUUAUGGAAUGGGAGCAAAGAGAUGAGUUGGUGAGUUCGGUUAUGAUUAGCAAAGCUGUGAAGACAUUAAUGGCAUCAGAUGAAGGUUGUGAGAUUAGAAAGAGGACUGAGGAAUUGGGUGAUGAAGUUAGAAAAUCUACAGAUGAAGGAGGAGUCACUCGUAUGGAAUGGGAUUCUUUCAUUGCUCAUAUCACUAGAUAAUUUGUAUUAAUAUAGUUAGUGUAGCUUUGCAAUCCAUAAUAACCUUUAUGAAAAAUUUGAUUAACAAUAGAGCAAAUUAAAUGUAGUUAUUUUACAAAUUUUAGUUUGGCGAAUUUCGCAAAAAUGAAAGUAUUUAAUCAAAAA
Messenger RNA from Cannabis sativa, 1792 nucleotides. Its product is annotated as zeatin O-xylosyltransferase. Bases 164 to 1648 code for a protein of 494 amino acids. The record is from RefSeq and is a predicted model, not a curated record. The transcript has 2 exons. Gene Ontology annotation, molecular function: UDP-glycosyltransferase activity. NCBI's taxonomy places the organism in Eukaryota, Viridiplantae, Streptophyta, Magnoliopsida, Rosales, Cannabaceae.